Messenger RNA from Pocillopora meandrina, 939 nucleotides. NCBI's taxonomy places the organism in Eukaryota, Metazoa, Cnidaria, Anthozoa, Scleractinia, Pocilloporidae. The record is from the annotation of a GenBank genome assembly.
AUGAAUUUACCACUGAAUGCAUCUAAAAGUGAAUGCUCCAUAAAUGUUCCAGUUACAAUACUUAUUGGGAAAUACGAAUACGCAAUAUUGUUGAAUGUUAUCUUCAAUAUCGGGCUUACGUUCACAGCAGCUGUGGGAAACAUUUUGAUUAUUCUCAGUUUUAUGCUGGUUUCGUCUCUGCGUACAACAUCGAACUAUGUCCUGUUUGGAUUGGCCCUGACUGACCUUGGUGUCGGCCUUAUCGUUCACCCAUUGUAUAUACUGGUGUUAUAUCGAGUCUACAAAAAUGCCAUUCCUGAUUGUAAUAUCGUGACUGCCUACAGCAUAUCGACGACAUUUUUUGCGGGUGUCUCGCUGUUAUACAUCACAUUUAUUGGUUUAGAUCGAUUUCUGGCGAUUCGGCUGCAUUUGAGAUAUCCACUACUUGUCACCGAAAAACGAGUCAAGCUAGUGCAGUUGUCUAUCUGGGCGACUAACGCCUUACUUAGCUUGGUUUGGAUGGAAGGGUUCCAUGUGUAUUCAACUCUUGCAGCAGUUGUUAUAGCAAUUUCAUUGGUGGCUACAUUUGCAGUGUAUAUCAAAAUUUACCUGGUUGUGAGGCGCCAUAAAGCCCAAAUCCGCGAUCAAAUGGAAGCACAGAGCGAACAGAGCGAAACAAAUCGAUUGAAAAAACAAAGGAGAUCCGCAAUAAACACGUUCUACGUAUUUUUUGCCUUCUUGGUAUGCUACUUUCCCUUUUUCGUGACCACAGCUGUAAACAAGAUCUCUAGCGGUGCUCCAAACGUUAGUGUGGCUUUGAUAUACGAGUUCACUGUAACACUAAUGUUCUCCAACUCCUCUUUGAAUCCAGUAAUGUACUGUUUACGGCUUAGGGAUUUUCGAAUCGCCGUCAAGAGAACUUAUCGUCGCAUCUUUUGUCUGGAUGCUGCAAGCGAAUGA